AGGCGCAAUGACAUUCUGCAUCCGAAAUUGGACGAAAUGAAAGCUAAAACGCGUAUGUCCGAACGCCGUUAGUCCGCAAUAUCCCAAUUCGCCCUAGCCUAGCGAUGUGCAUCCACUGAACUCGCAAUAACAUAAAACAAGAGGUGUCAGAACAUCAUUUUGCUGGAUUUGACUACAACAUGAGAAUUCAUCGUAUGAACAAGCCUCUCAUCGGUUAUAUUGGUCCAAGAUGUGGCGAACGAUUAGUUGACAUCCUGCAAAGAGAAACUCAAGAAAUCUCUUCCACGAGUCGUCAAUGGCGAAGAAGAGCGUGAGGGACCGUGAGGCAAAGGUCCUCACUUUUUUCUCGGAAGAGCUGGAGUUCAUCAAUUUCGAUAAGGUUUUGCUCGACCUACGCGAUAAAGAGAUUGUUACUCACAGGGAGUACCUCGCCGUCGCGAAGAUGAAUGAUUCCAAGGAAAAGGUCCUGUUUCUCUUGGAAUGCCUGCCACGAAGUGGAGACGGUGCCUUCCCCUCUUUUGUUGAGGCUUUGCAGAAGUGGGAUCACGUAGACCUAGCCAAGAAGUUGAAAGAUGGUGAGGUAUUUUUUUAAUAAAAAAUAAAAUGAUGA
Darwinula stevensoni is the source of this 610-nucleotide messenger RNA. NCBI's taxonomy places the organism in Eukaryota, Metazoa, Arthropoda, Ostracoda, Podocopida, Darwinulidae. The record is from the annotation of a GenBank genome assembly.